Molecule: messenger RNA, 3949 nt
Organism: Betta splendens (Siamese fighting fish)
Lineage: Eukaryota; Metazoa; Chordata; Actinopteri; Anabantiformes; Osphronemidae
Gene: slc71a1-2
Product: major facilitator superfamily domain containing 14A2
Exons: 12
Coding region: 170-1642 (490 amino acids)
Biological process (GO): transmembrane transport
Cellular component (GO): membrane
Molecular function (GO): transmembrane transporter activity
Source: RefSeq, a predicted model, not a curated record
GGUUGAAGUGAGGUGGGGAAAAGAAAUCAUCAUUUGGUUAGCUAGCUGCUAGCUGCAUGUAGCCGACUGUCGAGGUGUUAUGAGCCUGGUGGUCGAAAUCAAUAGGUUGUUUUAGUUUUAAUAGUCGCAACGAUGACCCUCUAACAACAAGAAUGGACAUAAGUUAACAAUGACGGGGGAGAAAAAGAAGAAGAAGCGGCUGAACCGCAGCAUUCUUCUUGCAAAGAAAAUUAUAAUAAAAGAUGGAGGAAGUCCUCAGGGAAUUGGUGAACCCAGUGUUUACCAUGCUGUGGUGGUCAUCUUCUUGGAGUUCUUUGCAUGGGGUCUCCUUACCACCCCAAUGCUCACGGUAUUACAUCAGACAUUCCCCCAGCACACAUUCCUGAUGAAUGGGUUAAUUCAUGGUGUCAAGGGCCUGUUAUCGUUUUUAAGUGCUCCACUGAUUGGAGCCUUGUCAGACGUAUGGGGGCGCAAGUCCUUUCUGCUGCUUACAGUCUUCUUCACAUGUGCACCUAUUCCCCUAAUGAAGAUCAGCCCAUGGUGGUACUUUGCAGUCAUCUCCAUGUCCGGAGUCUUUGCCGUCACCUUCUCUGUGAUCUUUGCAUAUGUGGCUGAUAUCACACAGGAGCAUGAGAGAAGCACAGCCUAUGGUUUGGUAUCAGCUACCUUUGCGGCUAGUCUGGUUACCAGCCCGGCCAUUGGCGCGUAUCUGUCCACGCACUACAGUGACACCUUGGUGGUGAUCCUGGCCACAGCCAUCGCCCUACUUGACAUCUGCUUCAUCUUGGUGGCCGUACCAGAGUCGCUGCCUGAGAAGAUGAGGCCGGCAUCGUGGGGAGCGCCUAUCUCCUGGGAACAGGCUGACCCAUUCGCUUCUCUGCGUAAAGUGGGUCAGGACUCCACGGUGCUCCUCAUCUGCAUCACAGUGUUUCUCUCCUUCCUCCCAGAGGCCGGCCAGUACUCUAGCUUCUUCCUCUAUCUCAGACAGGUCAUUCACUUCUCAUUAGAGACUGUGGCUGCCUUUAUUGCUGUCUUGGGGAUCCUGUCCAUUCUCGCUCAGACGGUGGUGUUGGGAAUCCUGAUGCGUUCAAUAGGGAAUAAGAACACAAUCUUGCUCGGCCUUGGCUUCCAGAUCCUCCAGCUGGCGUGGUACGGCUUUGGCUCUCAGCCCUGGAUGAUUUGGGCGGCUGGAGCCGUUGCAGCCAUGUCCCACAUCACUUUCCCUGCCAUCAGCGCCAUCGUGUCCCGUAACGCAGACCCAGACCAACAAGGUGUUGUACAGGGGAUGAUUACAGGAAUUCGGGGCCUCUGUAGCGGUUUGGGCCCUGCUCUUUAUGGAUUCGUCUUCUACCUGUUCCACGUGGAGCUCGCGGACACUGAAGGCUCGGAGAAAGGUCCCAAACCCAACAUGGCCAACCCCACCGAUGAGAGUGCCAUCAUCCCCGGUCCUCCCUUCCUGUUCGGUGCGUGCUCAGUGCUGCUGUCUCUGCUGGUGGCCCUGUUUAUCCCAGAGCACACGGGGCCUGGCAUGAGGCCUGGUGCAUACAAGAAGCACAGCAACGGAGCACAGAGUCACUCCCACAGCCCCCAGGGCAGUGGGGCCGAGGGCAAGGAGCCCCUGCUGGAGGACAGCAGCGUAUAACCUCAGCCGAGGGGGGCACACACCCUCGCUCCACCCCUGAACCCCGGCACACAUGAACUGAUACACACGUUUGACCACAUGGACACAUGCACACUUCAGGCACAGUGUGUGCCUGAAAUUCAGGCACAGGUCGCACUGUUGUGCCAUGAUGAGGCGUUGGUGUCCACAGUACAAAAGUGAGCACUCGCUCCUUAGCAGCCCUUUUGAGUUCUCUUUAUGGAAAAACGUGUGUGUGUGUGUGUGUGUGUGUGUGUGUGUGUGUGUGUGUGUGUGUGUGUGUGUGUGUGUGUGUGUGUGUGUGUGUGUGUGUGUGUGUGUGUGUGUGUGUGUGUGUGUGUGUGUGUGUGUGUGUGUGUGUGUGUGUGUGUGUGUGUGUGUGUGUGUGUGUGUGUGUGUGUGUGUGGCUGAGCUGGACUUAUUCUUGGUUUCUACAACGCAGUAAUAGUGGAGCAUACAGUUGCCGCCCCCCGCCCCCCUCCUGGUGCAAAACAACUCAAGAGAUUUAGGAGUGAGAGUAAUAGCAGAUCUGAAAUGUUUCUAAAUCCCUGUGUGAACCCUGAAGCCAGUGAAGUGGCAACUUAGUCCAACGAGAGAAUAACAGUUAGCUGAGCACUUGUCUAACGGUAUUUCAUAAGCUAACUUCUGUUCUCAUGCCUGACGUUCUUCCUCUGGGAUGCUCAGCAUCUGAGAGACGAGUCUCUAUCCAGUUUUGGAGAUGUGUAACUGAGAUGAAGCAGCAAAGGGGUUCAUGUAAGAAGCUUCGUAAGACCAGAUAUCACACUUCUGUGAGAGGAGUGUUCAACAGAGACCACUUUAUUAGCUAAAGCAGUUUUUCAAUGUUUACUUGCCAUUCUCUAGAUACGUCGUACACUUUGGGCUGUAUAUUUUUCUCUGUCUGAACUAAAGUCAAGGUUUUUAAAUCGAAAAACAAAUGUUGCCUUGAAAAGACUUAAUAUAGACAUUACGUAACCUGUAUGAAGACCAAGGUCUGACGGAGGCUCUGUAAUCUUGUGCUAUCGCUCCCAUCGGAGCACUUACACUCUUCUUUUGUUUUCAUGUCCUUCCUGUGUCUUUGUUUCCAUUUAUUACCAUCAGGGUUAAAACUGCAGAACCCGUGGUUUUAUUUUGAAAGCUUUUGAGCUUUUGGAGGUAGAGCAGUGCUAUCAGCAUGUCGGUGUUGACACUGACCAUUAGUAUGAGGACGUUGAAAUAAUAUCACUAGGUUAAACACAAUAUCAGUCAUGCUGCUGCAGUAUGUAAGUCAAAGGUGAGCAAUGAUUGGAUUCUAUUCCAAUGAACUUAGUCCCUUAGUGCAGGUGGUUGGAAACCCCAAAAAGACAUAAAAAUGAAUGAACAGAUAAAAAUUUUCCUGCGGCUUUUAAUCCGUAUCGUCACCUGCCAUAGAAAUCUGCUGCUGUUGCUCUCCCAGCCAACAUGUGGCGCCGGUUGGACCUUUCCCUGUCACGGUUUUCAACAUUUUAGUUUGAACUUGCCUCUUAAGUCCAUUUAGACCAAAUAUGACGACAGCAUAUGUUUUGUGCCAAUUUUGUUUCUUGUUUUUUCUGUUUGUGCGCUUGAGUGAUUCAAAUAUUUUCUCUUUGUUUUUCUCUUGUCUUAAUUUCUUUGACUUUAGGUUUUAAUGCUAUUAAAUAUAGCCUUUUAAAACUUUUUCCAUAACGUGGCUAGAUGGGAAAUAACCGAAUGUCCAUCUAUUUCUUUUCGAUCUUGGUCUUCAUUUAGAAACAAGCAUUUCACUUUAAGUUCCAUUUGAUGCUCUUAUUUUGCCCAGCUUUACUAGUGGAUCAUAACAAGGUGAAUGUUCCGAGCCCGGCAGUAGAUGUUGACCACACUAAGCUCAACAUCGUCACCUCACCUGUCAUUGUUUUAUUGUAUCAGAGGGGAUGUUACCGAACAAGAGGCUGUUGACAUAAUCUCUGAAUUUAAAUAUAUAUUUGCAUUAUCAUUUAUUGAACAAAUUGGUUGGAUUCUGCACCAGCUCCUUGUGCGCCCCCACAGCUUCCAUGCAAACAAGCAAUGUACAAACGUCACCUGUACGUAAUGAAAAUGUAUAUAUUUAUUGCUCAACGUGAGAGCCUCUUGGGUUGUUUGGUGCAGUUACUAUAUAUUUCUCAACUUACCUGCUAGCCACUCCUGUUUUAUUACGUGGUUUGUGGCCUGAAUCCCCCUCUCUGUGUGCCUAAAAUUAGCCAAGAAAGGAGAAUGGCAACAUAAGUAAACGGUGGUUAUUAUGUAAAUAUGGGAAACUAAUGAUAAACUUAUUUAUUAAAGGUUUAUUGUACAAUGAAA